Messenger RNA from Hemicordylus capensis (graceful crag lizard), 1783 nucleotides. RefSeq names its product F-box/LRR-repeat protein 8-like. The transcript is spliced from 4 exons. Gene Ontology annotation, molecular function: protein binding. The record is from RefSeq and is a predicted model, not a curated record. The coding region runs from base 377 to 1519 and encodes 380 amino acids. Lineage: Eukaryota; Metazoa; Chordata; Lepidosauria; Squamata; Cordylidae.
CCUCCUGCAUUCUGCCAAAGACAGCCACAGGGCUCUGCGGGGGCCAGGAGUCGACACCGGCUCCAGGGCACACUUUACCUUUGGUUGAAUGUGCAUGAUUCCUGCUGCCCAGAGUGACUGUUGUGCAGCAAAUCCCUCCACUCCACGAUCCUGUCGGUCUGUCCCGGGGACGAAAGAGUUAACUCCCCAAGGUGAGCAGCCUCGGGGCGCGCACCUGAGCACUGCAGGCUGGGCGGGCGCGCAAUGGCAGGCAGGUGCGCCCCGCGGCCACGUGGACCCGCCUUCCCGCAGAAAAGGCCCGCGGCGCGGGUGCUGAUCCUGGGCGUCUUCCUGUCUGUUUUGCGGAGCGCCAGCUGGAGAGAAGAUCAAGCCACACAUGGAAUUUACAGCCAGCUGCUCCAUGGAGAUCUCCACACCCACCAAGGAUGUCUGGAACUACAUCCCAGUAGAACUUCUGAUCCACAUAUUUUCCUACUUGCCUCUCAAAGGCAGAAAUACAGCCUUCUCCGUCUGCCAGCGCUGGGCUGAGACAGUUUCUUCCCCUUCUGUUUGGAGUUUCACUGAGAUCAGUUUCAACACAGUGGAUGCAUGUAAGGGAGACCUGUUGGUGAGACUGUACCAGUUCCUGCAGCAUAUUGAACACCUGAAGAUUGUGGUUGAUCAGACGCAACAUCUCUAUCGUAUCCAGGUCAACAAGAUUUUAGAUGUGCUGUUUUGGAGGGGCCAAAAUGUGAGAGCACUCUGUAUUGUGUGCUGUGGAGAUAAUCUUUAUUUCUAUUCUUGCCCAGACAUCUUGCAGAGCUUCAGCGGACUUAUUAAGUCAGCAGAACAGACAGAUUUUCAGUAUAUUAACUUGCGAAAAACUUCUUUUAAUCUGAACAAUGACUUGGUCCUAUGGAUUGUAUACCGCAACUCCAAUUUGCACACCUUGUUAUUCAACUACCACCGCUCUGAUCUAACUAUCCUCAGUCCAGAUACCAUCUUUUCGGUUCUGAGGUGUUGUCCUGGACUAGCUGUAUUGGGGAUCCAUCUUGCAUCCUUCUCUGAAGAUGUAUUUCACGUACUGUUGAACCCAAGCAGAGGACCCCUAAAAUUCUUGGGCAUCUUCUGUGACGGCGAAGUAAGCCCCAUCCCUGAAGAGGUUUGGUCUACUCUGACUGAGAGACACCCACAACUCCGGGUAGGGUUGGAGUUUGGACCCCUGGUCCAUACUGUGAUAAUAUCUCGCUUUUUAAAGCCCAAUAUUCCUGUGUCCGCUUUGCACUUCAACGGCUGCAUAUGUAUGGUGAACCACAUUCGGUAUAUUACUGACACCUAUUUCAGGACUUUGGAGAAACUGGUCUUUUAUACUUCCGCCUCUGAGAAUCUCAACCAGGCGCUCAUAGAGCUGGCAUUGGGCAGUGAGAAUCUGAAGGAGAUCUAUUGUUCCUGUCCAGUUAGCCCAGCUGUGAUCAAUGCUUUCCUCGUUCAUUGCCCCCGUCUGAUCCGAUACACUCUAAAAAAGAACCCUCUCUACUAAUUACUGAGCUGGCAGUGCAAACAGCACAGAGUUGAAAUAGGCUGACAUUCUGCUCUUGGAUACAGACGCAUCCAUAAAGUAACUCUGGUACAGGGAGAGUUGAGUGUCAGUGUUGGGUUCUUAACGUACAAUUUGACUGAAGCCAAGUACUUGGACUUUACAGGACAGUAUGCUGGUCUCUUUGCUUUGGAGACUGGUGGUUAAAAUGUUUGAUAGAGUAUGCAUUUUAAACAUUUAAUAUUGUAUUAAAGGUUUGCAUAUACA